Molecule: messenger RNA, 1107 nt
Organism: Anguilla anguilla (European eel)
Lineage: Eukaryota; Metazoa; Chordata; Actinopteri; Anguilliformes; Anguillidae
Product: V-type proton ATPase subunit d 2-like
Exons: 8
Coding region: 52-1107 (351 amino acids)
Biological process (GO): vacuolar transport; proton transmembrane transport; vacuolar acidification
Cellular component (GO): vacuolar proton-transporting V-type ATPase complex; proton-transporting V-type ATPase, V0 domain; lysosomal membrane
Molecular function (GO): proton-transporting ATPase activity, rotational mechanism
Source: RefSeq, a predicted model, not a curated record
GCGGUUCAGAUCAGAGAGUUCGGGUACGGGCGAAGGACCAGUCGCAGCAGCAUGUCGGGCUUUGCUGAGCUCAGCUUCAACGUGGACCACGGCUACCUGGAGGGCCUCGUCCGCGGGUUCAAGGCCGGGAUCCUGAAACAGGUCGACUACCAGAACCUGUCCCAGUGCGAGACUCUGGAGGAUCUGAAGCUGCACCUGCAGAGCACAGACUACGGGAACUUCUUGUCCAAUGAGAGCGAAGAUCUGACUGUGUCGAUGAUUGACGACAAAAUGAAGGAGAGGCUGCUCGCGGAGUUCCGCUGCCUGCGUUCCCACUCUCUCCCACCUCUCUCUACCUUCCUCGACUACAUCACCUACGGCUACAUGAUCGACAACGUGGUCCUGCUGAUCACGGGGGCCCUGCGCCAGAGGCCCGCGUCCGAACUGCUGCCCCGCUGCCACCCGCUGGGCGGCUUCGAGCAGAUGGCCGCCGUCAGCAUCGCCCAGACCCCCGCCGAGCUCUACAACGCCAUCCUGGUGGACACGCCCCUCGCUCAGUUCUUCCAGGAAUCCCUGUCAGAAAUGAACCUGGAUGAGAUGAAUGCAGAGAUAAUGAGAAACAAACUCCACAAGUCGUACAUAGAGUCAUUCCACAAAUUCUGCAAAGAACAGGGAGGGGCCACAGAGGAAGUCAUGUGUCCCAUUCUGGAGUUCGAGGCAGACCGCCGAGCCUUCACCAUCACUGUGAACUCUUUCGGGACGGACCUGAGCCGGGAUGAGAGGCAGGGGCUGUUCCCCACCUGUGGAAGGCUCUACCCCGAGGGGCUCCGUAUGCUGGCCCGCGCCGAGGACCCGGACCAGGUCAAAGCCGUGGCCGACCACUACGCCGAAUACAAACUCAUAUUUGAAGGAGCAGAGCCAGGCUCCAACAACAAGACCUUGGAGGACAAGUUCUUUGAAUAUGAAGUAAAGCUGAACAUGCUGGCAUUUCUCAACCAGUUCCAGUUUGCUGUGUUCUAUGCCUAUGUCAAACUGAAAGAGCAGGAGACCAGGAACGUCGUAUGGAUUGCAGAAUGCAUUGCUCAGAGACAGAAGUCAAAGAUAGACAAUUACAUCCCAAUUUUCUGA